AUCGGUUGAGUUUUCGACUUUCUCUGCAUUAUACAUAAAUCCUCAAUUAAUUGUUUUGAUUAAAAAUUCUAAAAUUACAUUUCUUUAAAAAUGGCUUCGAGCUUAACUACCACUCCAGAGUAUCCAAAGAUGUUGCAGCACAUGACCACCAUCAUCCACUUUUGUGAGAAUGGUCCCCUCGACGAAAAUGGAAGGAGGAUGAGAAUUGUCAACUGGAUAUCGACCUUUGUGCAAGGGAUCAAUGCCACUGUGGCAGAAUAUCGAUCCUGCAUAAGGGUCAUUCGCAAUUUUGAGGCCUCCCCGAUGACCACUGCGCCCUCAGCAACUCCACACAUCAUGUAUCCCUGGGAAGCUACCAAAGCCGUGAUUCAACUCGUAAACGACGUGCCAGUCGAGCGAAGGGUUACUGAAGCCGUGGUGUCAUUCUUCAAAAUUUUACUCAUCCGGUUCAAGCCAACCACGGACGAGCUGGCCAGAUUGGAAAUGGAAAUCUUCCGAGCUUUGCAUGGGUCAUCCAAAAGUGAAAACUAUAAGGACGACAUUGCGCGAAUUUUAAGACAAGACAGAAUCUUCAAGGGCCGACUUUUGUAUGGAAAGUGGAGGAAAUCCCUCGAGUUAAGAAGAUUGGACUUUCCAGAUCUUGACCAUAUCAUUUCUAAUAGUGUACCCGCACUUUGAAAAUGAAGACAUUAGCCUUCCGGCAAUGAGAGCCCGUUGGGACAAAGGUGACCUCACCAUCCACAAUAUAAUCUUUCCGGAAAAUGAGAUGGACCACAGCGGCAAGGACAAUUGACUUCACAAACUGGGUGGCUAUAUACCAUAAACACUAUACCAUAAAUUAAUUCCAAAUGUAAGAUCCGCUUUAACACUUUGCGAUUAAAUAUGAACUUAUCU
Molecule: messenger RNA, 894 nt
Organism: Folsomia candida
Lineage: Eukaryota; Metazoa; Arthropoda; Collembola; Entomobryomorpha; Isotomidae
Exons: 5
Coding region: 91-678 (195 amino acids)
Source: RefSeq, a predicted model, not a curated record